CUUGAAGACAGGCCUGCCCUCCUUUUCCAUAUACAUACGGAUGAAACAGGAGGAGAGACCGAUGUUUCAGUGAAGAACUGCAGCAGAAAGAGAAAGCAUCUAGCAACAACGAACAAGUGAACAGAGGAGAAGAGGAGCAGGGAGAGAAAGGGGGAGCGAAAGAGCUGAAGCGACGGAGUGUGUGUAUGAGAGAGAGAGAGAGAGAGAGAGAGAGAGAGAGAGAGACAGAGGAUAGGAUAGGAUAGGAUAGGAGGAGACUGGGGAAACGGUCAGAGAGAGGUAAUGAGCACCGAGCUGCAGGAGUAUUAGCUGUCAGCCUCCUGAGCUGCAGAUCUCAUUAAAGGAUGAAGCGACCACUAAGGCACAGUGUGUGUGGAGCCUAAGGUUCCCUCUGAGAUCCUUCACGUGUAUAGACGGCUCUGAUCCCCUGCCAAUCCCCCCUCCCACGUUACUACGACAACCAUGGACUGCGGACUGCGUCUGCCUCCUGUCAUCGAGGAGGUCAUGGACACUGCAGAUGAUCUGUGUGAGCUGAAAGCCGAGCUCCCAGGUUUAGGCCAUGGACUAACAGAUAAAGAGCGUGAAUCACUGGAUGACAAUGAAGAGAAGGAGGAGAAGGAGGUGGAAGUGGGGAAUGGAGAGAAAGGCCUGAAGGAAGAAAAGGAAGGGAAGGAGGAAAAAGAUGAUGAUGGAGAAAGAGAUGAGAAGAGAGAAGUAGAAGAGGAGGAAGAACUAGAGGAGCUGAGAUCGCAGGUGGUUCAGCUGAUGUUGGAGCUGGAAGAAGCAAGGGAGGUGUCUCAGAGGCAUGAGGAGAGCUACAACGAGCUGCAGGGGCUUUUGGAGGAUGAGCGCUUAGCCAGUACCAAUCAGGCUGAGAGCUUCACAAGACAGAUCCAAAGGCUUCAAGCCCAGCUGCGCUCUGUUCAGGAGGAGUUGGACAGUCUGGAGGAGGAAAAGGCCAGUGAGCUAUGGGAAGCUCAGGAGGAGCUGCGAGUGGCACAGGAGGAGGUCCAGGAGCUGCAGCAGGCGGCUGAGGAGGCCGCAGCUGAGCGGGAGAAUGACAUCGCUCUCCUGCAGGAGGAGCUGUGCAGGCUGCGGGCAGAGCUGCAGAGACUUCACAACACUACGCAGGAGUAUGAGUUAGAGCUGACUACACUGCGUGCCGAGAUAAGCAUGAAGAGUCAGCGCAGAGAACAGCAGGAGCAAACAGGCACAGAGGGAGAGGUAGGCCAGCUGAAGGAUAAAUGUCACUCCUUGAUGGAUGAGUGUCAGACUCUGAGAAACGACAACCAGCAUCUUGCUGAGAAGCUGCAGCUGCUGGAACAGCAAAGAGACAGAGAAGAGCAGGACAAGCAGAAGGUGGACAAAGAGCAAGCAGUGAAGGCCGAAGUCUACAUGAGCAUAUUACAGACGGAACAGAUGACUCAUCAAGUGCACUCCUGUCUCCAGAAGAACUUGAGUGAGGACAAAGCUGUAAAUCCUGAGCAGAGGAGUGAGGAGCUUUCUGAGGUGUUCACUCUCCGAGACCAGCUAAAACAGGCUGAAGAAAGAGCAUCCCAGGUCCAGAGAGAGUGUGAAGUGUUAAAAGGAGAACUUCUCCAGCUGCAAGGACUUUACGAGAGCAGUCAGAAGGAAAGAACCGAGCUGGAGGCAGAGCUACACCGCUGUAGGGCGGAGCUUGAUAGGCUGGCAGGAAGGAAGGCCCAGAACUCCUGUCCUCCAUCUGAGUCCCCUGUUCUCUCCAUACCCUUCAUAGGAAUGGUUGUAAUAAUGGCGCUGAUAUGGUGCUGCUGGAAGGAGCUCUUGUCCUAAAGAGGGAAAGGAGCGAGAGGGAGACUGGAACCUCGUUAUGCUGGUUGCCGUGGCAGCAGCAGCCGUUUUGCUCAUACCCAGUUUGACCCGAGUGUUUGCUUGAGUCUGGACAGGAAGUGACCUCGAUCAGGUCAACGUCUCAUAUCCACAUGACAUGCUUGCUUACCUUCUCUGUGGUACACAUUCACAGAUGCACACACACACACACACGCGCACACGCACACGCACACACACACACACACACACACACACACACACACACACACACACACACACACACACACACACACACACACACACACACACACUGCCAGAACAGUCCUUAAGGUACUUCUGCUAAAACAUACUCUAUAGUCUCAGUGGAGAAAAAAACACCACAUUCACAAAGGCUGCUUUUGGUUCUUGCUUCUGGUUGUGUGCAAUUUCACCCUCAGACACAUCCAUCAAACAUCUUUCUCGCAUUAGACACCGUCUCUGGCUUUAGACACGCUGCUUAUAAGAUGUGCAGUGACAGCAUGUGAUACGUAAUCCUGAAAUUCUUCCAGUCGUCUGUCAUCUUUCAAAUUUCGGCUAGAUUUUUUAUGUUUAGCUAGAUUUAACACCAGAGCGAGUAUCAGUCCUAAAGCAUGCGUACGACAGUUUAACCAGCACCGAUGUUCAAUAUAAAUGUUCUGUACCUACUGUAACUGUUGGAUCGAUCCGUUUUAAAGUAUUUUCAUUUCUGUCACAACUCUGGAUGUUAUGUAGAAUGCAGAAUAAUUCAGACAGUAGCAAGAAAGUCUGAUAAAGGUUUAAGAAAUACCAUCAAUGAAUCGUAUCACGCUGAAAGUAUAUGAUACACUACUAAUUCAACUGCUGUAUAAAACUCAACACUGAUGUAUUCGUAUGCAUGUGUGUGUGUGUGUGUGUGUGUGUGUAUGUGUGUGUAUGUGUGUGUGUGUGUGUGUGUGUGUGUGUAA
This is a messenger RNA of Tachysurus fulvidraco (yellow catfish), 2771 nucleotides long. RefSeq names its product coiled-coil domain-containing protein 136 (gene ccdc136b). Gene Ontology annotation, biological process: acrosome assembly; single fertilization. Gene Ontology annotation, cellular component: acrosomal membrane. The transcript has 11 exons. Lineage: Eukaryota; Metazoa; Chordata; Actinopteri; Siluriformes; Bagridae. Bases 463 to 1812 code for a protein of 449 amino acids. The record is from RefSeq and is a predicted model, not a curated record.